Ylistrum balloti is the source of this 15216-nucleotide messenger RNA. RefSeq names its product dynein axonemal heavy chain 6-like. The coding region runs from base 1 to 15216 and encodes 5071 amino acids. Gene Ontology annotation, molecular function: dynein intermediate chain binding; minus-end-directed microtubule motor activity; dynein light intermediate chain binding. The transcript is spliced from 82 exons. NCBI's taxonomy places the organism in Eukaryota, Metazoa, Mollusca, Bivalvia, Pectinida, Pectinidae. Gene Ontology annotation, biological process: microtubule-based movement. The record is from RefSeq and is a predicted model, not a curated record. Gene Ontology annotation, cellular component: dynein complex.
AUGUCUGAAGCAAGAGGCGAGUCACGGGCUAGUUAUGCCAGUCAGAGCCAAUAUUCUGAAUCAACCAUCAUCAACCAGGAUAUCACUGAUCAGGACCUUUUAAAGGCCCACAAGACAAGCAAUCAGGCGUCUAAAGUGGUCAGUUUUGCUCCCGGAUCAGCUCUAGAACGAGCCAAAACUGUAGAGGAGCUGGGAAAACAACAACACAAAGGGAUGCAUGCAGGAAAACAUUUAGAUCUGAUGGAAAGACUUAUAGACAGGCCCCACAAUUCAGAUGUGUUCAGAAUGGUGAAAGCUUCACCCCGGGAAAAUAAACAAGAACUUCAAAGUACAGGCACUUUAAAAUCCCAGCCUAUUAUUAACGGCUCUCAAACCCCAACAAGACAGAGUCCAUUGAUGCCUCGUCCACCUUCAGCUAAAAUGAGCAAUGGUGGUGGUUCUAUGACAAGUUUCAGAACAACAAUAUUUAAAAGGGACUAUCAGAAGCGUCAGACAGAUAUCAAUAAACGUAAUCAACAACCUGCACUGGAUCCACCUAAACUCACAGUCAGCAUGCUCCGCAAGAAAAGCCCAAAGGUAGUGUCUGUGCCUAUCACUCCAGCAGAGGACAUGGUAUCUGAAGGUGCAGAAGAUCUAGAGAUCUUGGCGGAGUUAGUUGAAUUGAUGGGGGAGACAGGAGGAACUGACACAGACAAUGUUGUCCCAGGGUCUGAAGAAGAGUGUGAGACACCUAAACAGCCGAGUGUUCCUGAGGAGAAAACUGUUACCUUCAGCAAGGAGAGUACCACCAGUUCUCCAACCAAAUCUUUAGCCUCCCGUGUGUCAACAGGAAAAUCAUUUGAUGAUGGUGUGACAGAGGAUGAUGAAGACAUUGACGUGUGCCUUGUUAAAUAUCCCGGAGGAAUACCUAUCAUUGACACUGUAGCUCCUCCCCCUGUCAAAGCUCCACCCACUAAGGACAAAGCACCAAUAACAGACAGAUCAGCAUCAACAAUGCCAACUCAUGUGGUUUUGAAGAAGAGAACAAAAUAUGAUGAUACAGUCCCAGACAAUGAUGAUAUGAUUUAUAACUUGAUUCGUCUGCGGGAGCGCCUUGGCUGGGAGUCGGAGAUUCCUCGUCAUGCCCCAGGGUGUAAGGCUAGCAUGAUGACACUACGUAACAUUCCCGAGGAAGAGGAAGAAAAUUCUGUAUGUGUUGGAUCAAAAUACAAAGAGGACGAUGGAGAGUUUGUAUACUGUCUUCCUACAUGGCGUAAAAAUCGACGAGCUCGAUAUGAUCCCUAUGACCUCCAGGUUGUAUCAGCCAAUACAGCAAGAGCGCACAAAGUCUACUACACCGUGACAGCAUCUUUCAUUACCAUGUGCACUCAGAAAGAAGAUGGAAGUACAGAGUCGGUAAACAACCCUGCCCUUUGGUGGCUAUGGGAGAAACGCCUUUUCUACAUGAUUUAUCAACUUCCAGUUUUUGUCAAGUUCAGAUUGUGGAAGACUUUCAAGAUGUGGAAAAGAAAUGUCCGCUUACAAAAAAGUGCCCAGAGCAAAGUGGUACUUUAUAAGAGCCUGUUUGUAGCCAAUGAAGUCCUCCAGGGCUGCCUGAUCCAUGUGCGAAGCCUUUGUGAGGCCGCCUGUGGUAGCAAUAAGGGUAUCGGAGAGGGUGAGAGUGCUGUAUCUCUCAUCAGUAUGGACCGAGCAGCAACUCUUACUCUACAAGAGUUCAGAGAUAUGCAGGAAAAACAAGGAAAGCUUGCACUGGAGAAACUCAAUGCACUUCGCAAGAAAAUCAUAGAUAUUGUCUGGGAAUCUUGUGCAACUGUUGCUGAGAUGGAAGGUAUAACUCAUGGUAUCAGGACUGAGGGGGUUAAAAAGGUGGUGCUUAAGGAACCUAAGGAGGAAGAAGUAAAGGUCACUUCAAAAUCCAAGUUACGAUCCAAGUACGCUAGUGAUAUACCACUACCUGAGACUAAAACAAAGAAGAAACAGGACGAUAAAAAAGCAAUAAAGCCCCUGUACGCUGAGAUUGCAGAGUGGCGCAAGAUCCUGAACAGACUGGCUGGAUUCCUGCGGUCAGUCGACUACCUGAUGCUGGAGAUGUUACGGAGGCUGGUGGUCACAGCCGUGAGAGUACUGUUAGAUCACCUUGUGUCUUCUUACAAUGUCACAGACGAGGAUGAAGAAAAGGCAUCAUCAUAUGUUCCAUCAUCUAAAAGCAGCAGUCCUGAGCCUGAUGAGGAUGAGGUUCCCCCAAAACCCAUCAAAACGGGAAGCUACCAUGGUUCUGAAUAUGAUGAUGAGACAGAAACUUUGUCUACAAUGAGUCGACUGGAUUUCUCUAGGCCCAUUUCUGCAGCCAGUACAUCUAGUAAUAUACCCCCUUACGCUCGUAAACAACAAAAAUCACAACAGGGAUACCUGAUUCCACAUUUUGAUUUUGACGAGCCAGAGCUGUUUGAAGGACCGCCAGAUGCUGAUGAGAUUCUGCGUGAGAUUCAGCAUCGUGAUGAGGUGGAGGAGGUGACAGCAUGUGUUUUCAGUCUGCAACUGAUGCUGAAUGUGCCAGGAGUGACAGCACCUCUGUCCUCAUCACAUCUAUCCUCCAAAGUGGAACGCGCAUCUAUAAGGUCCAACACUUCUUCUCGUGUCAGACUUGAUGGCAAAAUAGACAUCACACAGAAAAAAUCUGUCAAAUUUACAACUGACCAGGAAAACGAGUCAGAUGGUGAUGACACCAGUGAAAGUGGUGAGGAAGAAGACACAUCCGAGGAAGAGUAUGAUGAAGAUAACGAGAGCAGAAACCGAUUUGCUUAUGCCUACCAGGAUGAGGAGAAAAAAGAGAAGUCAGAAAUGUCUAGGUCAUUUGUCAGUCUGUCACCCAAUGAGAAUGAGUUCAAGUUUGGCAUCAGAGAUGUCAUCUCAGGGUUUGAGAGCACUGUUGGUGCUGUGGUGUCAAUGUUACGGGAGCCAAAGCUUGCUGUUUUCUACUCCCCACCUAAACAUGAUUUACGUCUAAACUUUGACGAUGAAGAGGAACUGGAACGUAAGGAAAUGAUGCGACCUUGGCCUGACCUUGAGUUUGUGUUUGGUGAUGACCCAGAAUAUCAAGGUUUAUUGGCAGAGCUGGACUCCUAUAUGACAAUGGAGAUGGAGCUUGUGAAACAGUACUCUACAAACUUUGAUCACUUCUGUGUAAUGGUGGACAAAGCUAGAAUCCUGAAUGUCAUGGAGUCGAUGGCCAGACGGGAAUGGUCAACAGAGGAGUUUCAUCAUGUCCUCUCCACAUACACAGAAAUGAUCCACCAAAUGAAGAAGAUGACAACUGUGAGAAGGGUAUCUAUGAUUCAAGUGCAGAGUAAACGCUUCAGGGAAAGUUGUCUCCCUUACUGUGAAGAAAUUGUGUCAGACUCUCACAAACAGCUUCCACUCAUAGCCAACAAACGCAAUGAAGACCUCCUCACAAUCAUUAAGGGAGCAUCCAAGAAACUUGAACAUUAUCCAACCUCGGUGGAAGACUUUGUGGAACAUCUGUCGUUUCUGGGGAAGAUGGCUACAGAAUUACCUGCCCUUGAUAAGGAGUUCUUCAUUGUGAACAAGAUGUUUACUAUAGCGAAGGAAUUUUCUGUGAAAAUUGAUCCUGAAGAUUAUGCACUGUAUCAGUUCUUAGGACCAAGUUUCAGGCAUUUAAAGUCAACAGUGCUGUACAGUGAAGCCAAAAAAGAUGAAAACAUUCGUAAGUUUAGUAGAGACCUGGACAACCUCAUCUUUAGUAUUCGGACCAAGAUCAUGGAUCUCAAGAAUCGGAUCCAGGACCCAGAUCUCCUACACAUGGACACUAUGAGCGUAACUGCUCUAGAGACAAUCCGUGACCUCCAGGAAGGUGUCCAGGAACUAUCCAUCAAGGCACGAAGCUAUGCUGCCUACCAGGAGAGGUUUGGGAGCUCACUGACCACCAGCAGGAAGGGCAUUUAUGUGGAAAUUGAGGAAUACCUGAUGAUUGAGAAACGUGACAACAAGAGUGCCCAGGAAAUCCAGUCAGAGCUCAAUGAACUGGAACAUGAUAUCAUGCUUCGUCGAAUCCUCUGGCAGUCCCAGGAGGAAUGGACAAAACUAGUGGAAGAAUGGACGGCAACAGUGUUUGAUAGUCUGAACGUUCAAACCCUACAGAAGAACGUGAACCGGUUUACACAGACAGUGUAUAUGUUGGAUAAAGGUCUACCACACAAUGAGGUAGUGCCUAGACUCAAGGAGAAGGUGUUAGACUUCAAACAGGGAAUGCCUGUGAUCACUAGUCUUAGGAACCCAUCACUACGGCGACGCCACUGGGAGAACAUCGAACGACUCAUUCAGAAAUCCAUUGCCAAAGACAAAGCAUUCACUUUAGGCAACCUGCUAGAAAUGAAUAUCUUCAAACACAAGGAGAAGAUUCAGGAAAUCUCCACUAGAGCUAGUAAUGAGGCCACAUUGGAAAACAUGCUGCAGAAGAUCAUUGACCUGUGGCAGAGCAUGGACUUCAGACUAGUGGCUCAUGCUGGUCGAGACACCUUCAUUAUCGGAGGAGCAGACGACAUUCUGGCUCAACUAGAGGAGAGUCAGGUAACCAUAGGAACCAUCAGUGGAUCAAGAUACGUGGCACCAAUCAAGAACCAAGUGGAAGAGUGGGAGAGGAAACUGCAAGCCUUUGCUCGGACAUUGGAAGAGUGGAUGAGAUUCCAGAGAAACUGGCUGUACCUUGAACAGAUAUUCAGUACUCCUGAUAUCCAGAGACAACUUGGACCCGAACACAAGAUGUUUACUGGGGUAGACAAGGCAUGGAAAGACAUCAUGCGUCGUGUGGAGGACCGCCCUAACGCCCUCAAAUCUGCCCUCGCCUCUGGAACCCUGGAGACUCUGCAAACUGGGAAUGGAACAUUGGAAAAAAUACAAAAGAGUCUUGAGGACUACUUAGAGACCAAGCGUCUGCUGUUCCCACGAUUCUACUUCCUGAGUAACGAUGAGCUCCUGGAUAUCAUGGCCCAGUCAAAGGACCCUAAUGCUGUACAGCCUCAUCUUGGAAAAUGUUUUGGAAAUAUCAAAUCCCUGAAUAUCAAGUCCAUGCCACGCCAAGCAGCCAUCGUGAAGUCCAUGACGUCAGCAGAGGGAGAGAGCGUCAACAUGCCAAGGAACUUGAGGGUACGAGGUGUUGUAGAACAAUGGUUGCUGGGUGUCGAGGCAGGAAUGUUUGAAACAGUGAAAAGACAUUUGAAGGAAGGUUUGGCUGGAUGGACAGGAACAGAACUCAAGGAGUGGGUUCUUCGUCACCCAGGACAAGUAGUUAUCACUGUGGCCCAGAUCCAGUUCAACAAAGAUGUGGUGCGAUGUUUUGAUCAGACAUUGCCAAUUGAUGCCCUGGUUCAGGUUAAGGACAAUAUGGUGGACUCCCUUAACUGUCUGGCUAGUCUUGUGUCCAGUGACAUCAAGUAUCACCAGCGGUCAAGCAUAGAAGCCCUGCUCACUAUCAAUGUCCACAACCGUGAUAUCGUCAUCAUGAUGAUUGACGACAGAAUCACACGCAAGGAUGACUUUGAUUGGAACAGACAGCUACGAUAUGAGUGGGAUGAACAAAGAAACAACUGCCUGGUGAUGCAGUCUAAUGCUUCCUUCCAGUAUGGAUAUGAGUAUCUAGGCUGCUCUUCUCGUCUUGUCAUCACACCUCUCACUGACAGGUGCUAUCUCACACUGACUGGUGCUCUCCACCUACAUCUAGGUGGGUCUCCAGCUGGACCUGCAGGGACAGGCAAGACAGAGACCGUCAAGGAUUUAGCGAAGGCUGUGGGGAAACAGUGUGUGGUUUUCAACUGCUCCGAGGGUCUGGAUUAUAAAACUCUUGGAAAGUUUUUCUCUGGGAUCGCUCAGUCUGGAAGCUGGUGCUGCUUUGAUGAGUUUAACCGUAUUGAUGUGGAGGUGUUGUCUGUGGUUGCUCAACAAAUCCUCUCGAUCAAGUCGGCAAAAGACUCCCAACUUAUGAGGUUUAUGUUUGAUGGGAAGGAAAUCAAACUCAAUAUGACGUGUGGCUAUUUCAUCACCAUGAACCCUACGUACCUGGGUCGUGUGGAGCUUCCUGAUAAUCUGAAAUCCUUGUUCCGCUCUGUGGCAAUGAUGGUUCCUGAUUAUGCGAUGAUAGCUGAGAUCAUGUUGUUCUCUGAGGGAUUCAUGUCGGCAGCACUGUUGUCACGGAAAAUUGUAAAUCUCUACCAGUUGGCAAGUCGUCAGCUUUCCCAACAGGAUCAUUAUGACUUCGGUAUGAGGGCCAUCAAAUCGGUCCUUGUCAUGGCGGGGCAUCGCAAACACCAAGCUCAUCAUGUUGGUGACAAUGAGAUCCAGACUCUGAAUGAGAGGGAUGAAUCUCACAUCCUCAUUCAUUCCCUACGUGAUGCCAAUCUUCCCAAAUUCCUGGCUGAAGACGUUCCUCUGUUUGAACGAAUCCUAGAUGAUCUGUUCCCCAGCAUAAUUCCACCUGAUCCUGAUCAUGGUAUCAUUGAGCGAGCCAUCAAUAUGGCAAUCCGUGACCAGAGUCUCCUUCACUGGCCAAGCCAGGUAGAAAAGAUCAAACAGCUAUACAAUCAGAUCCUAGUGCGUCACGGUGUCAUGUUGGUCGGCCCCACUGGCGGGGGAAAGACGACUGUGCGUAACCUGUUACAGAAAGCUCUUAUCCUUCUACCAACCAUCUCCUUGCAAGAAAACCAGUCAGAUGCGACGAGUCGCAAACAGAGCAUGUUCCAGCAUAACCGAGCUAAGAAAGGCCAUGUAGAGGUUUUUACCAUCAACCCUAAGUGUGUCAAGUUAGGCGAGCUCUAUGGAGAGACUGACCCAAACACUUUUGAGUGGACAGAUGGCCUCAUUGCCACAGCAACCAGGAAAUUUGCACGUGAAAAUAUGCAAAUUCCAGGAGAUGAAAGUCGGCCUGUCACUGCUGCAUCAGGAAACACCCAGAGUGCUCCAAGUGAGCCAGACACAGAGAUGUCGGAGAAGAAAGAGGAUGAUCCGCUACGACAGGAUUGGCGCUGGCUAGUCCUGGAUGGGCCCGUAGAUACGCUGUGGGUGGAAAAUCUCAACACCGUCCUGGACGAUUCCAAGGUGCUCUGUCUGGCCAGCGGUGAGCGCAUCACUCUGUCUGGGGGGAUGAGGCUCAUCUUUGAAGUGGACAAUUUAUCCCAGGCUAGUCCGGCCACCAUUAGCAGAUGUGCCAUGGUGUAUAUGGACCCCGUAGAUCUAGGUUGGAAACCAUUUGUGAAGACAUGGCUGUCCCGUCUGCCCAGAGAAAUGCCGGAGAGUGGAAAACGAUAUCUGCAAGAUAUGUUUGAUCAUACGAUCGAAAAGGGACUGAAAUUUGCACGAAAAUAUAUCAGAUUCCAAUCUAUUCCUGCACCAGAGAUGUGCCUUAUUUCCUGUUUGUGCCAUAUUCUUUCUGCAUUCCUCGACUUCAUGGCCAAAAAUGGUGGAUUUGGAACCCCAGAUAAAGAUGAUGGAGGUCACACAGAAGUAUCUGAACGUUCCGAGAGUCAAGCCUCCAGCCAUAGUUCCUCACGCACUGGGUCCAGGAGUACGUCUCGUACUGGUCGCAGCAAAAAGCGCAAGAGCAGGGCCUUUCAGUCUAAGAUUAAGGAGGACUUGGACACAAUAUCAGAGACACAUUCUACAAAAAGCUCAAGGUUCUCUAAUAUUCUGAUACCUUACCUUAACCAAACUCCGCUGUCACUUUUACAAAAUAGAAAGGGUUUUGAUAUCACAGGCUCUUCCUCAUCAGAAUCUGAGGACUGUUCCCAGCCAUUAAAAGAGACCUACCUACAGAGGAACCCUUUACAACUUUUAAACAUUCUUGGAAAGAUGUAUGCAUUUGCUUACACCUGGAGUAUUGGGGGUAAUUUCAAACGCCAGGAAGAUGUUGAUGAUGAUGACAGUCUCAGCCGUAGAGUUGGGGACAAAGAUAAGGGUGAAAGAGGCAUCAACAUUUGUAAUGAGUUUGAUGGCUUCAUGCAUGACUUGUUUGACAUUGAACCACCUCUAGGUGUGAGGUUGCCAACAGGAAACAGGAGUAUUUACAGCUACUUUAUUGACAUGGAGUCAGGUAACUUUGUUCUGUGGGAUGUAUUGGUGCCACACACACGUUCUCUCAUAGAAAAAAGUGCUGUCAUUACCAUUGGAGAGACGAUGGGCAUCCACUCCGAACACAAGAAGAAGCGAGAGGAAACUGACAUCACUCCAACAGUGGACAUCGUACGAUUCUCCUUCCUGUCCAGUCUCCUCAUCACAAACAAACACCCUGUCCUUCUCACAGGUGACUCGGGCGUUGGUAAAUCUGCCUUGAUUAACUACAUGCUAAGUCGCCUAAGGCGAGAUGGUGGGGCAGAGAUCAAGAAUGGUACAGUGCUGGGAAACGUAUUCUGUUACUCCGACAAACAUUCAUCUCUCCUGGAGAAUAUCUCAAACAUCACAAAGUUCGGACAGGAGGAUGACAGUAAUAAGAACCUUGACUUCCUCCUUGGUUCUUCAAAGAUAAAACCAGUGACUGGAAUCAUCAGUUCUAUGAUCCAGUUCAGCGCGCAGACAACUGCAGGACGUUUCCAGGCUCACAUCAUCCAUAAGCUUAUCAAGAAGGGCAAGGAUACCCUUGGGGCUCCCAAAGGAAGGAAAGUUAUUGUGUUUGUGGAUGAUCUGAAUAUGCCUGCUCCAGAGGACUAUGGGGCACAGCCACCUUUGGAGCUUCUCAGGCAGUUCUUAGAACUGGGUGGCUUCUUUGAUACCACCAAGCUUGUCUGGAAGGACAUUUUAGAUGUAAACCUUAUUGCAGCCUGUGGACCGACAGGUGGAGGAAGAAACCCUAUCAGUCCUCGCCUCCUCAAACACUUCUGUAUGUUGUCACUACCCCAACCAUCGACACGCUCACUCCAGCACAUCUACCAAGUACAGCUUGGAAAGUUCUUCAUGGAAGGUGACUUUGCAACAGAGUUCAAAGACCAGCUAAUGCCGUUGGUGUCUGCGAGUAUUGCCGUGUACUAUCGUAUGUGCAGUAACAUGUUACCCACGCCCACCAAAUCUCACUACAACUUCAACCUUCGUGAUCUCUCUAAGGUGAUACAGGGAUUGUUACAGGCCCACGAAACAGUCAUUAUCAGUAAAGACAAUUCUGCAUUGCUGUUUGCACAUGAGGCGACACGUGUGUUCCAUGAUCGACUUAUUCUCCACGAGGAUCGUGAUAUGUUUUUCCAAUUUCUGUCUGAUAUCCUGCAUGACUACUUUAAGGUAAAAUGGACGAAGGAGAUGUUGAUGAAUGAACAAGUUUUGUUUGGAGACUUCUUUGAAAUGGAGUCUACCUUCCAUGUGUAUCGGCCAAUGUCAGAUCGUACGAAACUGGCUCAGGUGCUGGAGGAGUAUUAUAUGAGGAUGAACUAUGGAAACACCAAGGUAAGAACGCAUCACUUUAUUUCUGUACAGGCAACUCAGAUGGUGUUCUUCAAGGAUGCAGUUGAGCACAUCACGCGGGCAGCUCGUGUAUUCCGACAGCCUGGUGGUCAUAUGAUGUUGGUGGGAUUGGAUGGGACUGGGAAAGCUACUGUAGUACAGCUGGCUGCUCACAUAUCUAACUGUGAACUCUUCAAGCUCACACUCCAGCGAGGAUAUAACUUUAAUGAAUUCAGAGACGACCUCAAAAAGCUGUACCUUAGUAGUGGCGUCAAGGGCAAGAAAAAUGUGUUUUUACUGACAGACGCUGACAUUGUAAAGGAAUCCUUCUUAGAAGACAUCAAUUGUAUCCUGAACUCAGGUGAAGUCCCGGACCUCUUUGACAAUGAGGAACUAGACGGGAUCACAAUGGACCUGAAACACGCAGCUGCUGAAGCAGAUAUUCCAGACACUCGUGCAUCUGUCUACCAAUUCUUUAUUCACCGUGUUCGUCAAAAUCUUCAUGUUGUUCUGACGAUGAGUCCUGCUGGAGGAAAGUUUCGUCAGCGGUGCCGGAUGAAUCCUGCCCUGAUAAACUGCUGUACCAUAGACUGGUAUGAUGAAUGGGAAGAGGAGGCUAUGCUGAGUGUGGCCCAGGUCUUCUUCCUCAACGCUGAGUUUAUUGCAAAUGAGAAUUAUGACCUUGAACUGCUGAAGCGUAAGGUGGGAAAAGUCUGUGUAGACAUACAUAAGAGUAUAGGUGUAAUGUCGACGAAGUACUGGGAUGAAAUGCGCCGCCAUUACUACUCGACACCGUCCAGUUACAUGGAGUUCAUUAGACUUUACUCCAAAAUGCUGCGGGAAAACAAGACUGAGUUUGUCAACAACAAGAAUCGUCUGGAGGUUGGACUACAGAAGUUGUCCGAAGCAAACACAUCUGUUGGAACGAUGCAGGAGAUCCUUGUCUCCCUUGGACCACAGAUUGAAGAGAAACAAAGGGAUACAGAGGUGCUGCUACAGCAGCUGGAGAAAGAUAAGGUCGCUGCGGAACAAGUGCGAGCCAUCGUCAGAGAAGAGGAAGAGAUCAUGCAAAAGGAGACGAAGAUUGUACAGGAUUACGCCGAUGAGUGUCAGCGAGACCUUGCCUCCGCCCUGCCAGCCCUACAGAAUGCUGUUGAGGCCCUAGAGACACUAGAUAAAGCCGACAUUGCUGAGAUCAGGGUUUACACAAGUCCACCCACCCUUGUGAUGACUGUCAUCUCAGCAGUCUGUGUACUGUUUCAGAAAAAGACAGACUGGGGUACUGCCAAACAACUUCUAGGAGAUCCAUCUUUUCUGAAGAAACUCACGCAAUUUGACAAGUCAAGCGUGCCAGAAAAGACAUUCCACAAGCUGAAAAAGUACUCCAAGCAUCCUGACUUUUAUCCCGAAGCUGUUGGUCACGUAUCAGGUGCCUGUCGCUCUAUCUGUACAUGGGUGCUUGCUCUGGAACAUUAUAAUGAUGUUUAUAAGAUGGUGAAGCCUAAGCAGAAACGGGUAGCAGAGGCCAAGGAGGCUUUACAGAUGGCCCAGGACAGCCUGGCCAGUAAACAGGCCAGUCUUCAAAAGCUACAAGAUCACUUGAAUAGACUGGAACAACAGUAUAAAGACAGUGUUGACCAGAGAGAAUCACUGAAACAGCGCAAGGUCACAACAGCACUCCGACUUCAGCGUGCCUCUAUACUCAUCGACGCACUCGUUGAUGAAAAGGAUCGGUGGCAGGACCUAGUGAAAGAACUGAAGGCCCGUCUGCAUGGCCUGGUGGGUGACACUCUGGUAGCAGCAGCAUCUGUGGCCUACAUCGGGCCAUUUACUGCUAAGUACAGGAAAGAUUUAAUUUUUAUGUGGACUGGCUUCUGUCAGGAAAACGACAUCCCAAUCACCAAAGACUUUGAGCUAAUCAAGAGCACAGUGGAGCCAUAUCAGGUGAUUAAAUGGCAGAAUGAAGGGUUACCAAGAGACAACCACUCCACAGAGAAUGCACUUAUCAUCAAAAGGGCCCAAAAAUGGCCCCUGUUCAUUGACCCUCAAGGGCAGGCCUUUAACUAUAUCCGGGAAAUGGAGGGCACACAGCUACAAAUAGUGGCAGCAUCUGACCACAAUUUCAUGAAGACCUUGGAGAUUGCCAUUAGUGUGGGCAAACCUAUGCUGCUCAAGGAUGUAUCCGAGAUCUUGGAUCCAGCUCUGCGACCUGUCCUUCUGCAUGAGACUUUCCAGCGAGGGGGCCACCUUGUUAUCAAACUUGGGGACACAGAGAUUGAAUACAAUGAGUCAUUCAGGUUGUACAUGACCUCGUCCAUGGCUAACCCUCACUAUCUACCCUCUGUAUACAUACAAGUCAACAUCAUCAACUUCACCGUCACAUUUGAGGGAUUACAGGAACAGCUUCUGUCAGCAGUCGUUAAACAUGAGAAGCCAAGGCUUGAGAACCAACGCAGUGAGCUACUAGAUAGUAUAUCAAAUGAUCUCCAACUCCUUAGGGAUGUAGAGGACAAGACACUGGGUCUCCUACAGAAACCAGAAGGUAACCUACUAGAUGACCAGGACUUGGUGAAUACCUUACAGAAGAGUAAAGGAAUGUCUAUAGAGAUCUACAAACGUAUCAAACAAUCAGAGGAAAAUGAGACUAAGUUAAAUCAGGCCCGGAAACGCUAUCUACCCGUUGCCACACGAGGAGCCACAAUAUACUUUGUCCUAGCCAAUCUAGCAGGAAUAGACGUCAUGUAUCAGUUCUCGCUAGACUGGUUCCAGGACAUGUUCAUAAAUUGUAUCAAUGGUUCAGGUAACACAACAGGUAACAUACCCUCUGACAUGAACCGUCGCAAGUCGUCUGUGCACCUGAGUGGAUCCAUGCGGCCAAGCAGCCGCCUCGGUGCCAGUCCAACUCCACGAGGCAGUGUUGAUCUUAACGCAGCAAAGGAAAAUGAACAGUCUCUUAAUCCAGCUGAACUGAAGAAACACAUGCUGGACAUGAUCAACAGGUUGACAUCCAAUAUUUAUCGUGUUGUGUCCGUGGCUCUGUUCUCCAACCACCAACUUAUCUUCUCCUUUCUGCUGUGUUCUGGUAUUAUGCGCUCCAAUGCUAAGUACCCUGACAUCACCACCAUUGGUAAAAUUGAAGAGUUUGAAUGGCAGACAUUUCUCCAUGGCAACAUCAUGACAAAUAUGUUGGAGGAUAAGAAGCUAGAGGGCCAUGAUGGUUUGACAGCCAUGGAGAGACUUGAAGCCCAGUCUAAUCCAGACAAGGUGAAGAGCCCUCCCAAAUGGAUCGGAGAUACAACUUGGCGACAGGUUGAGCACCUGGAUGUCAGUAUGGCAGUGUUCAAGAAUUUGUGUCGUAGCAUUAUGACCAACAAGGCUCAAUGGGAGUUGUUUCACUCCAAUAGUAACCCUUACAAGUUGAUGCAGAAACCCUUCAACAUGGCAGAUGUCAAAAAUUCCCCAACUGACGGUCAUCUUGGUGUCGUGAUGGACUGGGAAAAUCUCUCCGGUUUUCAGAAACUUCUACUCAUAAAGAUUUUACGUCCAGAGACCCUAAUCUCAUCAGUAUCAGCGUUUAUUGGUGACCAAAUGGAUAGUAGUUAUCUGUCCACCGGAACUUUUGAUCUCAAGGAAAUCUACGAGGAAUCGUCAGCAAAAACUCCCCUUAUCUUUAUUCUUUCUCCAGGUUGUGACCCUGCUGCCCAACUAUUACGCUUUGCUAAGGAACUGAGAGGAAGCAUUCUUCACUUGGACAUGAUCUCCCUGGGGCGGGGCCAAGGCCCUAAAGCUGAAGAACUCAUCAACAAGGCCCAGAUCCUUAAAGGACGCUGGGUUUUCCUACAGAACUGCCAUCUUGCCGCAUCUUGGAUGCCAAAUCUACAGGCCAUUGUGGAAAGGUUUAAUCAACCUAAUGACGAUGUCGACCAACAGUUCCGCCUUUGGCUCAGUUCCAAACCCGACCCCUGCUUCCCAAUCUCAAUUCUACAGACUGGUAUGAAGAUGACUGUGGAGCCUCCUCAGGGUCUGAAGGCCAACAUGCUGCGAGCUUUUGGGAGUGGAGGGACUGGAGUUGUCACAGAGAAGAUGUAUGAGAAUGCUGAGCUUGGACCAGCCUGGAAAAAACUUCUAUUUGGACUCUGCCUCUUUAACAGUGUCAUUCAUGAGCGCAAAAAAUAUGGACGUCUUGGCUGGAACAUCGCAUAUGAAUUCAACGAUUCUGAUUUAGACGUUUCCAUGCUGCAAUUGCAAAAUCUUCUACAAGAUCAGGAAGAGGACAAUAUCCCAUGGCAGGCACUGUCCUAUCUGACAGGGGAGGUAAUCUAUGGAGGUCGUGUGACUGAUUGGUGGGACAGACGCUGCCUAGAUGCCCUGCUGGGAAGAUUUUUCUGCAAGGAUGCCCUGGAUGAGAACUACAGUUAUUCACCAGAUCGAAUCUAUCGCCCAGUAAAGAAUUCUUACACAUUCUCGGACGUCCUGAACUACCUUGAAAAUCUCCCGAACUAUGAUUCACCAGAGCUGUUUGGGAUGACGGAGAAUGCUGAGAAAGCAUGUCGGGAACUACAGGCAGUGGAAAUGGUUCAAACCAUUAUUACAAUACAGCCACGCAUAUCACUGGAACUCAUGGGAGCUGAGAAGAGUAAUGAUGAAAUAGUACUGGAGAUUGCUAAAGACAUCAAAACCACUUUGCCUCGAAUGAUUGAGGAGUUUGAGGAAUCGUCUGGCCCCAUACAUACCCAGCAGACACCUCGCCCGGCUCUGAAGAGUAUUCUGUACAAAGAGGCACCAGAUCUAAAGGACAAGGAAAAAAGGCGAAUUGUACAAGAAGCUAUUGACACCGUGGUUGGAAACUCGGCCCUGAUGACAGUGCUCCGGCAGGAAGUGGAUCGAUUUAAUAACCUUCUCAACAUUGUGCACACUUCGUUACAUUCACUGAUUCUAGCAGUCAAAGGAGAAAUUAUUAUGUCUGAAGUUUUAGAGGAAGCAUACAGUGCUCUUCUUAACCAGAGAGUUCCAAAACGCUGGAUCGAAGCUGCUUAUGAAUCCUGUAAAGCUUUGGGAUCUUGGAUAUACGACCUGAAAAUGAGGGUACAGUUCUUCUCCAAUUGGGGUGAACUCAUCUCUAAUAAUGUAGAGAAGUUGAUAAAGAAUGCAUUAUUGGCUUCAAAGAAUGCAGCGCCCAACCAGGACACCUUGGAGAAGACUCAAAUGCGGAGUGUCCCUCGGGCAUACUGGCUCUCGGGUUUCUUCUUCCCUCAAGGGUUCCUGACUGGAGUACAACAGAAUCAUGCCAGAAAACUUGGGAUAUCUGUAGAUUCAUUGGUAUUCAACUUCAAAGUUCAUCAGACGUUGGAGGAUACGGAAGAAAAGCUUAGUGAUAUCUCACACAAAAUUUGUAUAAAGGAUACAGCGUUCAAGGGUCCAUCCCCGCCUGAGGACGGUGUCCUGAUUUUUGGACUCUACCUUGACGGCGCUCGAUGGGACCCAAAGGACAAGUGCCUACAGGACUCAAGGGCUGGUGACCGCUUUGCCAGACUUCCGGAAAUCCACUUCGUUCCCACACAGAUGGCCCAGGGUACACCUAGCACAGAGCGAUCAGAAAGUCCAUUAGUGGACAACAGCAAGAUGUAUGAGUGUCCAUUGUAUCGGACAUCGUCCAGAGCUGGAACACUUUCCUCCACUGGUCACUCUACAAACUUUGUGACUGCGGUCACCCUUCCCUCAGAUCAUCCACACCAGUUCUGGGUGAUGAGAGGAGUAGCCAUGUUGUGUCAACUGGAUGACUAA